AUUCUGGGCAGGGGACCAGGCUGAACAAUAUCCCCUGGGGGAAGGAUAGUCAUUAGGCCAAGCCAAGGGAGUAAUAUUGAGUUAGGAGAACAAAGCAGAUUGCCUGUAGGUUAGCCAGUGUGUGUGUGUUCGUGUGUGAGAGAGGGGAACAGAACACAGGGUUGCACCAUCCACUGGCCAUUGCUCAGGGCUGGUGUGAGGCCAGCUUGUCUGAGUCAUGGGAGGCUGGAGGGAAGCUGUCCUUUUCUGGGCUGUAGCUACCUGUGUGAGAUCAGACCCGUCUCUGGGAGAGACUGAUCAGACCGGAUUUCAAACUUGCAAGAAUGCCUUGAAACUACCGGUCCUGGAGGUCCUGCCCGGAGGGGGCUGGGAUAAUCUGCGGAAUGUGGACAUGGGACGGGUGUUGGAGUUGACCUACACCCACUGCAAGACCACAGAGGAUGGACAGUACAUUAUCCCCGACGCUGUCUACACCAUUCCACAGAAACAGAGCGACUUGGAGAUGAAUUCCGAAAUCCUGGAAUCCUGGAUGAAUUACCAGAGCAGCACCGCGUCGUCCAUCAACACUGAGCUCUCCCUGUUCUCCAAGGUCAACGGCAAGUUCUCUGCUGAGUUCCAGAGGAUGAAGACCCUUCAAGUAAAAGAACAAGCCAUCACCACCCGAGUGCAAGUCAGAAACCUGGUCUACACCGCCAAGAUCAACCCCACCUCAGAGCUCAGCUGGGAGUUUAAGAAGGAGCUCAUGGACAUCUGUGACCGGCUGGAGAACAACCAGACCAGGAUGGCCACCUACCUGGCUGAACUCCUGGUCCUCAACUACGGCACCCACGUCAUCACCAGCGUGGACGCCGGAGCUGCUCUUGUUCAGGAAGAUCACCUCAGGGCCACCUUCCUCCAGGAAGGCCAGAGCAGCCACACGGCCAUAACGGCGGCUGCGGGAAUCGCCUUCCUGAACAUCGUGAACUCCAAGCUGGAGGACAACUACACUUCCCAGAAUGCCUUGACCAAAGGCUACCUGGCGAACCGCACUCACUCCAGGGUGCAGAGCAUCGGAGGGGUACCAUUUUACCCCGGGAUCACCCUCCAAGCCUGGCAGCAGGGCAUCACCAACCACUUGGUGGCGGUGGACCGCGCUGGCCUGCCUCUGUAUUUCUUCAUCAAGCCGGACAAGCUGCCUGCCUUGCCUGGUCCCUUGGUGAAGAAGCUGUCCAAGACAGUAGAAAGUGCCGUGAGACGCUAUUAUGCCUUUAAUACCUACCCUGGCUGUACCGAUGUCAAUUCCCCCAACUUCAAUUUCCAGGCCAAUACAGACGAUGGCUCCUGCGAGGGGAAGAUGACCAACUUCUCGUUUGGUGGGGUGUAUCAGGAAUGCACCCAACUCUCAGGGAGCGAGGUGGCUCUCUGUCAGAACCUGGAGCAGAAGAAUCUACUCACGGGCAACUUCUCCUGUCCCUCCGGCUACCACGCCGUCCAUCUCCUGUCCCAGAUCCACGAGGAGGGUUACAAUCACCUCGACUGUCGACGGAAAUGCACCCUCUACAUCUUCUGUAAGACGGUGUGUGAGGAUGUGUUCCGAGUGGCGAAGGCUGAAUUUAGGGCUUUCUGGUGCGCGGCGCAUGGGCAGGUAUCUGAAAACUCUGGACUUCUCUUUGGGGGUCUUUUCAGUAGCAAGAGCAUGAACCCCUUGACGAAUGCCCAGUCGUGCCCGGCUGGCUACAUCCCACUGAGCCUGUUUGAGAGUCUCAAGGUGUGUGCCUCUCAGGACUACGAGCUGGGAUACAAGUUCUCAGUUCCCUUUGGGGGCUUCUUCAGCUGUGCUGUGGGCAACCCCUUGGUGAAUUCGGCCAUCUCCGGGGACCUCGGCGUACCCUCGCUGCAGAAAUGUCCUGGGGGUUUCAGCCAGCACCUGGCCCUCAUCAGCGAUGGCUGCCAAGUCUCCUACUGCGUCAAGGCCGGAGUCUUCACCAGUGGCCUUUUGCCCCCUGCCAGGCUCCCGCCUUACACGCGGCCGCCUCUUAUGAGCCAGGCUGCCACCAACACAGUCAUAGUGACCAACACCGAGGGGUCCAAAUCCUGGAUUAAAGACUCCCAGACCCACCAGUGGAGGCUGGGGGAGCCGCUGGAGUUGCGGAGAGCAAUGACCGUCGUCUACGGCGAUGGAAGUGGCCUGUCGAGAGGGGCAGUGGCUGGAGUCACAUUAGCAGUCACCAUCGGCCUGGCCGCUGCGAUUGCUUUGGUCCGCUAUGGCAUCCAGAAGUACAAGAAAAAAGGAUACCAGGCAAUCGAGGAGGAGGAGGAGGAAAGGCAGGGUUUUGCCACCUCUGGAGAUAGCCACAACCAAGAGCAAGGGCAAGGUCCAGCUUAAAUCUCUCCAGAUGCGGGGAGGGAGGGGGGGAAGCCCUUUCUGGGCUUGUCAGACCCCUGUCUGUCUUUCAAGCAUGACUUUCAUUACUGCUCUCUCGACUGUUACCUUCCCAAGUAUUGGAGUGACAAGGGCAACAGAAAGCAGGUACCACUGGGUGACUUCCUUAGCUUGGGAGGUGGGGGUGUGGGUGGGGCUAGAAAUGAAAAGGGUUCUGUGGGGAAGGAUGGGGCAGGGAGAGAACAAUUGUGAUUUGUUCAUCCAAAGGCCAUCCUAGGGGCUAACCCAGAAAUGCGGUUAUCUGUUCUCUGCUUUAUUACCUAAUUGUCUCCACCUGAAUGCAUGCGUGUAAAGAGAGGGAGAAAUGCAGACCUCUGGAUUUGUAAACUGCAUUUACUUUUUAUUUUUGGCUAGUCUUGGGACUUGAACUCAGGGCCUAGGCACUGCCCCAUGAGCCUUUUUGUGC
Molecule: messenger RNA, 2828 nt
Organism: Dipodomys ordii (Ord's kangaroo rat)
Lineage: Eukaryota; Metazoa; Chordata; Mammalia; Rodentia; Heteromyidae
Gene: Mpeg1
Product: macrophage expressed 1
Exons: 2
Coding region: 218-2365 (715 amino acids)
Biological process (GO): defense response to bacterium
Source: RefSeq, a predicted model, not a curated record